Emys orbicularis (European pond turtle) is the source of this 1110-nucleotide messenger RNA. RefSeq names its product V-set and immunoglobulin domain containing 4 (gene VSIG4). The record is from RefSeq and is a predicted model, not a curated record. Bases 1 to 1110 code for a protein of 369 amino acids. NCBI's taxonomy places the organism in Eukaryota, Metazoa, Chordata, Testudines, Emydidae. Gene Ontology annotation, molecular function: complement component C3b binding. Gene Ontology annotation, biological process: negative regulation of interleukin-2 production; negative regulation of macrophage activation; negative regulation of T cell proliferation. The transcript has 7 exons.
AUGGAAAAGUUAGAGUGGUUAGUGGUGUUCGUGAAUUCCUUUACCUUCUGCAAUGCCAUCCUGGAACUGACUGGCACCCACAACAUUGAAGGGACAUGGAAGAGUUCCGUCACCUUGCCAUGUGUCUACAGGCCUUCCCAGGACUUUGUACAGCAAACAGUCAUUUGGACCUUGGACCGAGAUCAAAGCCCUGCUACCGUCUUUCGAAGAGAUAGCUCUGGCAAUCACAUCCUGUUGUCACAAUACAGAGGUAGGGUCAGCAUGCCAAAUAGCAUGCCAGGAGAUGUCUCUCUUGAAAUUGAGAAGCUUGAAGUCACAGACAGUGGACACUACACUUGCAAAGUCACCUGGAGAACCCAGAAUAAGAGCCUGCUAACAAGGGAGAGAACCACUACAGUUAAUGUUGUUAAAGUUGCAGUAACUAAACCCAUCAUCAGACCAGGCAAUCUGGGAUUCACUGUACCAAAAGGGGCUAGGACAAGCCUGACCUGCUCUGCCAAUGGGUCCCCACCCAUCACCUACCGAUGGUUCAAGGGAGAGCCAGGAGGAAACGCAGUGCGUGUGAGCAGUCACGCCAUACUUAUGUUUGAUUCUCUGCGAACAUCUGACAUGGGGAAAUAUUACUGUGAAGCAGAAAACAGAGCACGCUCACAAGUCAUACGGCAGAGUGAUGCAGUGCAGCUGACUGUGAGGGCCCUUACAAAGCCAGCAACCACGGUACCCUGCUCUGAGACCAAGGCGCACAACAUCGUCUCAGAAGGAGGUUACCAGGGGACCAGCCUGCCCCUCUAUCUCAUCAUCCUGAUCGUUGUGCUCUGUGUGGCUAUGGUGUUUGUUGUCAUUGCGGUCGUCUUGUGUAGGAGAAAGACCAAGAAGGAUAAUCCGAAUGAAGUAACAGAUCAUAACUCCAUGAACCUCACAAGAGGAGAGACUUGUUCAGGUGUCAAUGUCAAGUGCACGUAUGAGGAAGCAAAAUCUAGAGGUGAAAACAACUAUACAUCACAGCCUGUGAAAGAGAAUGAAUAUGAGACAAUUGGCACAAUGAAAAACGACUAUGCGACUCUUGUGAAAGCAACAGCAUCUGAAUAUGAACUGGGGGAUGUUCCAUAG